Messenger RNA from Bathycoccus prasinos, 2151 nucleotides. RefSeq lists its product with no specific name. Gene Ontology annotation, molecular function: actin binding; microtubule binding. Gene Ontology annotation, biological process: actin filament polymerization. The record is from RefSeq and is a predicted model, not a curated record. Gene Ontology annotation, cellular component: actin filament; cytoplasm. The coding region runs from base 1 to 2151 and encodes 716 amino acids. NCBI's taxonomy places the organism in Eukaryota, Viridiplantae, Chlorophyta, Mamiellophyceae, Mamiellales, Bathycoccaceae. The transcript has 2 exons.
AUGGGUUUAGGUGCCCUUUGGGCGGACUUCAAGGAUGACUUGUUCACGUACAGGACGGUGAAGUUGGUGAAAACGAAGAACCCACUUCUGGUGACGACGGAUUUGACGUUCAAAAUCCUCAUCGCGUUAUUCGCGCUCGUGUCCAUGAUUAUCAUGAAGAACUAUAAUAAAUUCAGCACGCCGAACUUAUACGCCAAGUCGCAGUUUGAAGUUCCGCACGCCAUCGUGCCGAGGUACUCGAUGGGCGAAGAUGGGAGCAGAUCGGUACAGACGAGCUUUCUCGGGGAUUCGAAAGAGGUUAUCGAAGAGCACGCGGAAAAUGCGACGUAUUGCGAAAACGCGACUUAUAUUAAUUGGCGAUCGCCGACGUACGGCGGAACGUAUUCGACGGUGCAUUAUAGCACGGACGCGGCGGCGUGCGCGGCGUCGGCGGAGUGCACGACGCCAAUUGGGUGCAUUACCGGCGGGAUGUCAGUGGGAGAGAUGGUGAAAUUAACCCCGAGCGGUUUGUGGGUGAAGACGUUUUUGCAGGAGUGGACGUUUAGUAGACAGUGCGACGGGUGCGGGGACGCGGACGGGUAUUCUCCGCCACCCCCGGAUUCUCCUUCUCCACCUCCUUCCCCAAGUCCUCCACCAUCACCACCGCCAGAAGGUGCCCCGAGUCCUCCUCCAUCACCACCGCCGGCGGAACCUAGUCCGCCACCGUUUCCGAGUCCGCCGCCUUCGACUAUGUGUGCAAACCACUAUGCUUUUCCACAGAGUUGCGCGUACGGGUUGAUGGGCGUGAGAAGAGGCUUUACGAUUGCGCCGGAGAACAUCUUCUUACCGUUGGAAAUAUGGUACCAAGACAGUCUAGGAAACUUUAAUCAACCUAAGAAAGUGUUUUUUAACGGCGUCGAGUACGAUGGAACCGCUGGGGCGUUGCAAGGGAUUACGUUGAAAGAUUUAUUAGAGUCUGCCGGCGUCGCGUUGGACGAUUACAACGAUUUUUUGUGCGUCGUUGGUAACGACGAAGCAGACGGCGGGUGCGCGCAAGGUUCGACGACUGGAUUGACCUUUCGAUUGACGGGCAUUAAGUUAUUAGUGACCGUGAAAUGGGAAUCGGUGCAUUACUUAGAACCGCUGAAUAACGACGUUUGGGCGACGUUGAGCGUCAGAUUCAUUCCAUCCAAGCAAAUGCACAGUAUUGGAACUGACGCGCAUUACAUGGACACUGGAAAUCCUUGGCAUUCAAACGUUAUGGAACGAACGUUCAAUGGGGUGGAGAUAAUAUACGAGUCUGGUGGAACGGUCGGUGUAUUUGAUAUUUUCACCUUGAUGUUAGCGGUGACGAACGCGUUUGUGUUGAUUGGCAUGGCGACGACGAUCUGCGACGCACUCGGGACUGCCACUUCGGAACAGUUUAUGGACGAUAAAUACGAAGACGACGGCGAACGCGCGGGUUUAGAGUAUAUGUUAGAAAUGAUUGACGAUAAACAAAUGCCUGGUUUGCCGUUUAAAGUGGAAGAUUUGAAGUUACGAACCGACAACGACGAACCGACGGAGACGUACGAAAGAGCGAUCCAAACGUUACAGAUUCAAAUAGCAAACGUAGAAAAUAGACUAUCGGUGUUACCCGAGGACGAGAGCGAAUUGAGAGCUUUAAAUACCGGGCACAUGGAUAAGAUUGAAUAUAGAAAGAUGAAACUGUCGUUGAUGGAAGACCCGCAGGCCUUGGCGUUGAAGCAACAGCAACAAGCGCCUACUACGCCUCGCAGUGGUUCGGCGAGACGGCGACAGAGUUUAAUCACAGAAAUACCGUUGUACCCUGGCAAUCAAACCAUUGGUCGCGGUAUGGCGGGUAUAACUGGCAAAGCGAUUUCUCGCUCGCAAUUGACGUUAGCUGUUAUUCGCGAAAAAGUUCGCGUGAAGAGUUUACGCGACGGGCCGGGCGUCUUUAGACUAGCCGUCGGUCGAUGGGAAUCCUUGCCAUCCGAGAAAGCUGCGGUAAUAGAACCUGGAGAUAAGAUCUGUUUGCGAUUAAGGGAGGGUCGACCGGGUGGUCACGAAGGUAUUUUUGAGUUGCAAUACCAAGACGAGUUGAAAGAUGUGGACGAGAACAAGUCGUGCACGAUUUUUGGCUUCGAGGUAUUCAAAGCGCCGAAAAAAUAA